Aricia agestis (brown argus) is the source of this 1422-nucleotide messenger RNA. Its product is annotated as neugrin. Gene Ontology annotation, cellular component: nucleus. The record is from RefSeq and is a predicted model, not a curated record. The transcript is spliced from 3 exons. NCBI's taxonomy places the organism in Eukaryota, Metazoa, Arthropoda, Insecta, Lepidoptera, Lycaenidae. Bases 40 to 1155 code for a protein of 371 amino acids.
UUACGAAAUCAUAAUUUUAUUCAUAAAGUUUAAUAUAAAAUGUUUUCCAUAAAACUCCGUCAACUUUUUAUCGUUUCUAAUAAACUAAUAGUGAGGAAUGUUAGAAGCAGGGGAAAGAGGUUAGGUGAUCCUGGAAUAAGAAAUAGGUUACAGGCAUUUAAAAAAGAAAAAAUCCCGCUAGAUAAUGAGGAUGUUGAAGAGUACAUCGAAGAAUCUGAAAGUGAUUUCUUUAACGUUGGAGCUGCAUUCAAUGAACACAUUAAUGAAACUCUUAUUGGCAAACAUGAACUGCGGAAUCGCAUUGUCAAAGACAAAUAUUUCAAGGAAAAUAUGCCAAACUUGUUAACAUGGAGUGAGAAAGAGCAAAUAAGACACUUGGCUACAACAGAACCUGAUGAGUGGACACCCCAAAAAAUAGCAGAAAGUUUUCCAGUUACAGAGCAAGUUGUUAAGAGAUUAUUGAAAUUUCCAUGGAAACCAUCUUCACUGCAAAGGAUUGAAAGACAUGACGCCUCUGCUAUGAGAAACUGGAAACAACUAAAGGAAGGCACUUUAGAAAUACCUGAAGAUCUGAGGCAACACUUCUUGAAAUUCUCCAAUAGAACGAUUCCUCCCCUCAAUCCGAGCUCAAUCAAUAUUGAUGUUACACCAAAAGAUGAAAAAAUAGGAGAAUUUGAAGAAAUCAUAAGAAGAUGCGCUGAAAAAGAAACUAGUAAUUCUGCCUCUAAUGAAACAAAAACAAAGAAAAAUAUUCAAAUAAAUGAAACAAAUAGUAAAGAAGAAAAGAAUUAUAACAACAUCACACUUGAGGAAUUAGCUACAGAUAUACGAAAGCGUAUUAAAGAAGGUCACAGUGUGAAUCUAAAUGACAAAUUAAUUGUAGAUUCUGUGCACAGAAAGGAAGAUAAUGUUGCAAAGGUUUCUACAGAAUUAGAUUUAAUCAAGGAAACUAAACAUGAGAGACAACUGGCCGAAAUUAAAGAGCCGGAAGAUCAGGUUUACAAUGUAACUUACGCAGAACGAAUAAGAAUACCUAAGAAGGCAUACAAAAAAGGUGCGACAUACAAAGUGAACGACUGCUUCUAUGAUGAUGAUGGCAGGUUUUUGUACAGAGUUAUAGGCUUAACAGAUAGUAACAAUAGAGCAAAAGAGUAAAUCUUAGAAUAUUUUAUUUCCACUUUGAUAUAGGGUAAAGACAAAUUGAAACAACAAAUCUUUUUAUUUACAAAUUUUAGGCAUUGUAAAUAAGUAGGGAAGUUUUCAAAUAAAACAAUAUAGUUGAAGCCUUAUUCUUUUUAUAUAAAAGUUAUAUGCAUCUCACCUAGAAUUAAAAAUGUCUUGUACAUAAAAUCUAAACCAAAUCACAAAAAUGAUUACAUUGACUUACACUUGUCCUUUAUAAUUUUAGCAUUAAAAUAUAUU